Molecule: messenger RNA, 1370 nt
Organism: Pygoscelis adeliae (Adelie penguin)
Lineage: Eukaryota; Metazoa; Chordata; Aves; Sphenisciformes; Spheniscidae
Product: tubby protein homolog
Exons: 11
Coding region: 69-1370 (433 amino acids)
Biological process (GO): protein localization to cilium
Cellular component (GO): cilium
Source: RefSeq, a predicted model, not a curated record
AGCAGAAGCUUGACAGGCAGCGAGCGUUGCUAGAACAGAAGCAGAAAAAAAAGCGCCAGGAGCCAUUAAUGGUUCAGUCCAAUGUGGACAGUCGCACAAGGACGCGCAGAAUGAAACAUUCGGAAGAACAAGCACCAUUGGUUGAAUCGUAUCUUAACAGCAACAGCAGCACCAUAUAUCAUGGGAUUGAUGGCCCAGCUGCUUUUCAAGAUGACGUUCAGAAGAUAGGAAGUCAAGUGCAGAUUCUCACUGUUGGACAGUCUAGCCAUGAUGAAGACGAUGGAGAGAAAAUGGCUAGUGGCCAACAACAGCAAAGCAAACAAGAUCUUAGAACAGCAAUGCAGAAAAAAGAUCCCCAUGCAAAUACAUCCUGGUCCUCUUCCACCUCCCAAUCCAGUCUUGUCGCCCUGGAUCAUGUUCCUGGCAUUUCAAGCAGCAUGAAUUUUGAUGAGGAAGAAGAUGAAGAAGAUGAAGACAGCUCCAGUUCUUCACAGUUAAACAGUAACACCCGGCCUGGUUCUGCCACAAGCAAGAAAUCCAAUAAGGAAGCAGCCUCAGCCCCCAGUCCUUCCACAAAUGAGCCUCUCAUAGAUGUCGAUGACCUGGAGGAAUUUGCCGUAAGACCUGCUCCACAGGGUGUCACUGUCAAAUGCAGAAUCACAAGAGACAAGAAGGGAAUGGACCGAGGGAUGUACCCUACUUAUUACCUCCACUUGGAAAGGGAGCAUGGUAAAAAGGUGUUUCUGUUAGCUGGAAGGAAACGAAAGAAGAGUAAAACCUCUAAUUACCUCAUCUCCAUAGACCCAACUGACCUGUCUCGGGGCGGAGAGAGUUUUAUUGGAAAACUGAGAUCAAAUCUUAUGGGAACUAAGUUUACGGUUUAUGACAAUGGAGUAAAUCCAAUGAAAACAACAUCAAGCCUGGAGGCGACUAUCCUGCGUCAGGAGCUAGCUGCUAUUUGUUAUGAAACAAAUGUCUUGGGGUUUAAAGGACCUCGUAAAAUGAGUGUGAUCAUACCGGGAAUGAAUAUGGACCACGAAAGAGUUUCCAUCAGACCACGAAACGAACAUGAAACACUUCUUGCAAGAUGGCAGAACAAAAAUACAGAGAGUGUCAUUGAGCUGCAUAACAAAACACCAGUCUGGAAUGAUGACACCCAGUCCUAUGUUUUAAAUUUCCAUGGUCGAGUCACACAGGCCUCAGUGAAAAACUUCCAAAUUAUUCAUGAUAAUGAUCCUGACUACAUAGUGAUGCAGUUUGGCCGCGUGGCUGAGGAUGUGUUCACCAUGGACUACAACUACCCGAUGUGCGCACUACAAGCCUUUGCUAUUGCCCUUUCAAGUUUUGACAGCAAGCUGGCUUGUGAGUAA